Molecule: messenger RNA, 1721 nt
Organism: Harpegnathos saltator (Jerdon's jumping ant)
Lineage: Eukaryota; Metazoa; Arthropoda; Insecta; Hymenoptera; Formicidae
Gene: HSPBAP1
Product: HSPB1 associated protein 1
Exons: 6
Coding region: 253-1473 (406 amino acids)
Source: RefSeq, a predicted model, not a curated record
AGUUCACUAAAGUCAGUUCACUGUUGGCAGAAAAAAAAUAUUAUCACUCGCGAUUAAUGGUAUAAUUGGCUUCUACGAUAGAUUUCUAUAUUUGCUAGUAGCCAAUAGUAAUAAGAGAGAAUAUCUUACAAAAAUCAUACUUGAUAAACCAUUAUGAUCUGGAUACGAACAACAUGCUGUGCACGCAAAUUAAAAACUGGAGAAAAUAAAACGAGCAGUUAAAUGCAUUAUCAGUGUUCUUAUUGAGUCAAUAUGAACAGCGGUGAACCGAUGCUGAAAGAAAUACUGAAAGACGCUCUCACGUAUCUACGAGAGCCUUUAUUAUUGCAAAACAUGCUGCGAAACUCCGACGGUUCAUACGAAUGGAAACUGCUCGAAUGGGAUUUCAUGGAAUUUGCAGAAAAAUUGAAAGAUUUAAAAUUACCCUUUCGAGUUGGUUAUAAUGCUAGACUUAUGAGUCCUCAAUGGGAGAGACAUUGUCCUGUAAAAUAUAUGACACUGCGGGAGUUUAUUGACAAUAUGAAAGAUUCAAAGGAUGAGAUGUGGUAUUAUUUUGAUUACAAAUAUAUGCAUGAGUGGUUUGAUAAUAAACCAGAAAUUAUGACUUCAUUAAGCUGGCGCAACUUUGGAAUUGACAAAGAUGGAUUUGAUUCUACUCUAUGGAUUGGAAGUAAAGGCGCUCACACCAAUUGUCAUCAGGAUUCCUAUGGUUACAACUUGAUAGCUCAAAUACAUGGCAGAAAAGAAUGGUUGCUUUUUCCACCAGACUCCAGCAAUUUUUUGGAACCAACUAGAAUUCCUUAUGAGGAAUCAACCAUAUAUAGUAAAUUUAAUUUCUUUUGUCUGAGUAAGGAGGAUGAAACAAAAGUAUUGAAUAUGCCUUACAAACCAAAAAUAAUAAUUCUUGAACCUGGAGAUGUUUUAUUUGUGCCUUGGGGCUGGUGGCAUUAUGUUGAAUCUUUGGAUCAAAGUAUGAGUAUUAACAUAUGGUUACCAUUAAAAGAAGACAAUAAAGCAAGGCUUAAGGAAGCUCUUGUUAAGUUGACAAUAGCUAGGAUCGGGGGCCAGAAAUAUAUCACAUCUGAGGAUAGAAAUGACUGUAUGUCUUACUACACACAACUGAUUGAUGUUGCUCUUCAAGAAUGUAAAAACAACAUCGAUAGUACAUCAGAUUUUGUUUCUGCAAAAAGAGUGAAAUAUAAUCUAUGGACUGUGGAAGAUUUAGUCAUGCAGUAUUCUAAACAUAUUAAGCCGUUAUAUGAUUUAAAAGAUCAUGAAUUAGAAAAGUUUCUUCGAGAGAAACGAGAAAGAUUUCCAAAAAGUAAUUUCACUUCAGAGCUGCCUCAAAGAUCAAUAGAUACUAAAGCAGUACCACCACUUGGAACAUCUUUAGAAUCUAUCAUCAAUGCUUUAUGUCAUCCAGAUGUCGUUAAUAAAGCAGCGGAAUUAUUAUUACACGACACGAGAAAAUAAUAAGGGAGAGAGAAAGAGAGAGAGAGAGAGAAAUAUUUACUUCAUUGCGUAUCUGAAAAUGAUAAUUAAAAUAAGAGGUUAUAACCCUCUUAGAAACAUCGUGGCUGGAAUAUGAAGUUGUAGCUCGAAAUAAGCUGUCGUUAUUAUUAUUAUUUAAAUAAACUGUCGUUAUUAUUUUUCCUGCUCCCCAGCCUGCUCUUUUUACACCUCCGGACAUAGUCUGGCAUAGAGAUGGCAAGUGUAGUUGC